Molecule: messenger RNA, 2082 nt
Organism: Adineta ricciae
Lineage: Eukaryota; Metazoa; Rotifera; Eurotatoria; Adinetida; Adinetidae
Source: the annotation of a GenBank genome assembly
AUGCAUCAAUUACUGUCCCGAAUCCCUGUAUUUAUUUUCUUCUUCUGCCUGACCAACGCAGCUGUCGAUUAUGUUGAAAAUUCGAAUGAAAUCGAAUUCGUGCCGGAACAUUCCAACGAAUGGGUUGUAAGAAUUGACGAAGGUGAUGACGUCGCUGAUCUUGUUGCAAGUGAACUUGGCUUACAAAAUAAACGAAAUGUCUUUGAUAAUUAUUAUUUAUUUAUUAAUCCAUACGUUCCACGACGAUCAAAACGUGCGACCAAUGAUUUUACCGAUCUACUCAAUAAACAUGAAAAAGUUAAUUGGGCUGAACAGCAACAAACACGAAACCGUGUUAAACGAGAUUACAUCGACAAACGCGCUCAAGAGGAUCGUGUCUACCGUUCCGUAGCAUUCUCUGACCCGAAAUGGUCGAAGGAAUGGUACUUGAAAGAUACCAGACCAAAAAGUUCAAGUCAAUUACCAAAACUCGAUCUCCAUGUUUUACCAGCAUGGGCAGCUGGUUAUACCGGAAAAGGUAUCAAAGUGACAAUUCUUGAUGAUGGUCUUGAAUGGAACAACUCGGAUAUUAUGGCAAAUUACGAUCCAAAAGCAAGCUACGAUUUAAACGAUAAUGAUGACGAUCCAAGUCCAAGAUACGAUCCAACAAAUGAAAACAAACAUGGAACACGAUGUGCAGGUGAAGUUGCGAUGGUUGCCAAUAAUUCCAUCUGUGGUGUUGGUAUCGCAUACAAUUCAAAAAUUGGUGGUAUCCGUAUGUUAGAUGGUCAUGUUACUGAUCGCGUCGAAGCCGAAGCUAUCGCUUUCAAUCAUAAAUACAUCGAUAUCUAUUCAGCGUCUUGGGGACCAAAUGAUGAUGGCCGAACAGUCGAAGGUCCAGGUACACUCGCUUCAGCUGCUUUCAUCAAAGGUAUCACGGAAGGUCGUAACGGAAAAGGUGUUAUCUACGUUUGGGCAUCGGGUAAUGGUGGACGACGACAAGAUAAUUGCAAUUGUGAUGGUUAUACCGGUUCAAUCUAUACAAUUUCAAUUUCGUCAGCAUCCGAACAUCAACAAUCACCAUGGUAUGCUGAACGUUGCCCAAGUACAAUGGCCACAACUUAUUCCUCGGGCGCUUAUCAAGAUCAAAAAGUGACAACAACUGAUCUUCAUGAUUCGUGUACUGAUGAUCAUACGGGAACGUCAGCUUCAGCACCGUUGGCUGCCGGUAUUUUUGCCCUUGUCUUAGAAGCAAAUCCGGAACUCUCAUGGCGUGACAUGCAACAUUUAGUUGCCUGGACAUCAGAAUAUGCACCAUUAGCUGAUAAUCACGGCUGGGCAAUAAAUGGUGCAGGUUUCAAAGUAAAUAGUCGAUUUGGUUUCGGUCUUCUUAACGCUGCAGCUUUAACUGAAGCAGCAAAAAAUUGGGUCACUGUACCAAAACAAAGCAUCUGCGAAAUUGAACCAGUCAAAUUCCAACCUCAAAAAAUUAGCGCUUCUCGUCCGUUAGAAAUUGAUUUUGAAGUCAAAGGUUGUGAAGGUGAAAACAACGUCGUUCGUUUUCUCGAACACGUACAACUCUAUGUUACAAUUCGUUAUACCCGACGUGGUGCACUCAAAAUAAACAUCACCAGUCCACAUGGCACACAAACGACAUUAUUAUCUGAACGUGAACAAGAUUCAUCAACUGAUGGAUUCAAGAACUGGUCAUUCAUGAGCGUACAUAACUGGGGUGAAGAUCCAAAAGGUUUAUGGACAAUCAAAAUCAUGGAUACAACUGGCAACAUGAACAAUCAUGGUUCACUCGAAGAUUUCCGUUUAGUCUUACACGGUACAGCCGAAGCACCACAUCACAUGAAAGCAGGACCACGAGUCUACGAUGAAAACUACAAUACUGUUCAAAAUGAACGAAGUGAAAAACGUCAAAGUUUGAAAAAUGCUGGUCAACAAGUCAUGCUCGAAUCAACCAAACGUUCAUCAAUUUCCCAAGAAUAUCGUCAACCAUUAUCUGAAGAUCAACUUGAUGAAAUAAGUGCAGUUCCCAAUACAGAUAGCCAUUGGCUUCGUCUUCUCGCUCGACUUAAUGGUAAUUGGUUACAAUAA